CUCUCAUCUUUUUAAGUGGGAGAACUUGCACAGUUGGUGGCUGACUAAAUACUUUUUUGCCCCACUGUAUAACAGAUAUAAUAAUUAUUAUUUUCAGUUUUUAAAGACUAUUCACUUUCAACCAUUAUUCCUCCACAAGAAAGUUCAGAUGUUCUGUUUUGUUCGCAUACCUGACUUGAUGCUGAUUCGGCAACUUUCAACGGCAACAACGUUAGCUUACUAACUUUUGUAGCCCAAACUUAACUUCCAGUAGACUUCUGCAAAGACAACAGCAAAGUCUCUCUGGAGUAGAUUAUUUCUGAUAUCAAGCAAAAUGUAUGUUUGCUGCUUGAAUCAGAAGGGCUUAUGGAAAAUGCUAAUUAAUUCUCUGCCAGCAGGGGGUGCUCUUGGAGCGGCAGAAAUAGAGGUUUCCCUAGUAACGGCUGUACACAAAGCAGCACUGAGCUCACAAAUGCUGAUUUAUCAGGCAUUACAGGCAAGAUGAAAUGAAAUGACAUUGGUUUCCUUCAGAGAUGCAGUAGGACCUAUAAAAAAAACUUUGAUGGUGCAUCGCCCUAUCGCCCUAAUGAAGAAACUGCCCCUGGUUGCUAUUACGUAUCAGUCACUUAUUUGUGUUAGCUGGGGUCGCUAGAGAGCUUGAUCAGUGUACAGAAGUGCAAGAAAGGCAAUAGCCUGUCUCGGGCUCACUUGAUAUAACAAGCAGUGCACAAAAAAUUUCACUUGAUAGCACCCAAGGGUAUAUCAAAUUAAAUACAUUUAAUGUUUUGUCUUGUUUUAUGUGCUGAAGUGCAUAGUGAAAAAGGGAGUUCUGUUCUGUUCUCACACCCUCUGGGGAUUUUAAGUAGGCUGUGAUUUUAAGUUCUUAACUUAAGGAUUUUAAGUAUUGUGUGUGGAUGCAAAGUAAAUUUAAAAGCAGCAUAAUUUGCCAAAUUUAAAACCCAGCACAAUAAUCAUCAAAAUUUUCAAAUGAAAUUGUCAUAUUGUCUUAUAAACAAAGGUCUAAUUUUCCAGUUUGCUAAUAGUAUAAUUAGACCCGAUGGUACUUUAUUUAAAUGUCUUUUUUUAAGCAUUCUAAAAUUGAACCACAGAAAGUUUGUUUUUCUCAUGCAGAAAGAAAAAUGUAUGUGUGACAGUUUGUGAGUCAAAGUGAAACCUGUUGUGGUCUCAUUUAUUUUCUGGAACAAAAUGUGGUUUCAUUUGUUGGGUGGACAUACAGCUUGUGUACGAGAAUUCAUAUGUAGUUUGUAAGUGAAGGGUUUUUAUUCUUCUGCUGACAUGAAUAUCACAGUCUGAAUUCCACAUCAAACAAAACGUUUUACAGUGAAAUAUUAUAGUAAAUUUAUCAACACUAAUGUGCUAUUUGAAAUAAUUAUUUAUACUUUUGUAAAUACAUUAACAUUUAUGCAUUUAGCAGAUGAUAUCUUCACAGUAUACAGGUCCUUCUUGACAAAAAAAACUUGAUGAUUUAUUUACCCAACAUUCACUCAAAUAUUGUUUUCUGACUUCAUUUCACCUUCAAAAAUAUGUGUUACAGCAAACAAGACCAUAUUAACUACAUGUGUUGCGACUCCAACAUAACCACUGCAGCCACAGCUAGUAUGUGCAGACGAAGGUGUCACAUCCUGCUAGGGGAGGAUUCGGAUGCAGCAACUGGUCACUUUGAGUGUGUUUUGAGUUACUGAUGUUGGCUGCGUUUGGUGUUGAGACAGAUGAAAUAAAGUUAGUGUCAGUGAUGGAGGGAGAUUCUGUCACUCUACAGACUGAUACUGAAAUAAAAAAAGAUGAUCUAAUUCUGUGGAGAUUCGGAGCCGAAGACUCUCCCAUGGCUGAAGUCAACAGAUCAUCCCAGAUCAUCUCAGCAUCUGAAAGUACCAAAGGAUUCAAAGACAGAUUGCAUUUGGACCCCCAGACUGGAUCUCUCACUGUCAGGAACAUCAGAAGGGACCACUCUGGAAUGUAUAAAGCACAGAUCAUUGGAAAUAAGAUGAUAAGGAAAACGUUCAAUGUCACUGUUUAUGGUCGUCUGCCUGUUCCUGUCAUUAGCAGAGACUGUUUUUCUAAAUCAUCAUCAUCAUCAAAUUGUUCAUUGGUGUGUUCGGUGGUGAAUGUGGGUCAUGUGACUCUCUCCUGGUACAAAGGAAGUGGUUUAUUGUCCAGCAUCAGUGUGUCUGAUCUCAGCAGCAGCGUCUCUUUACAUCUAGAGGUGGAAUAUCAGGAUAAAAACACUUACAGCUGUGUGCUCAACAAUCCCAUCAGCCACCAGACCACACACCUGGACAUUGGUGAACUCUGUCAGAUACAUUCAGACUCAGAAUGUGUCUGCUGUUGUGACACUACUAAAGCUGUGAUCCAGUUGGUCAUCGCUGCUCUGGUGGGUGUGGCUACUGUUAUUGUUUUGAGUUAUGAAAUCACAUCCAGAAAAGCUGAACCAAAAAGACGAACUCAGACAUCAACUUCAGUCCUACACUGAUUCACUAUUACAAUCAUCUCUCUUUUGUACAUGUUUUUGCUCCUCUCUCUCGUGUUCUGAACAUUUUUUUUUUCUUUUUUGAAAAUGGUUACAAAGGAAUAAGUGUAUUUUUAUAUGCAUUGUUUUUAAUUUAUGUAUAGUCAACGUUUGUUUUUGAAAGUGUUCAUCUCAUGUCAGUUUACAUCAUAUUAAACAUGGGCCAACAGUAUCCUUUUCUUCAGGUUUGAGUUUUAAUUUUUUUUUUUAAUUCUAAAAGAAACUGAAAAUAAAACAAAAUACAAUAUAUACUACACAAAAUUGCAUGAAAUUGGGCCUAUGUUUAAAUCUAUAUUGGGAGUCCGUGUACGUUUUGAUAGUUUCAAAUUUGAAAUUAAAUAAGCAGAGACAAGAAGACUUCACAUUAAUUUGUUAUUUGGUUUGUUCAAAAAAAUUUUUUUCGUCUUUUGGUUCAUGGGUAGAAAAUGGAUAAAUGACUUCAAAAUUUGUUUUCCACAUGUGGGUGGUUAUGAGAUGCCCCUUUUCCCAUUUCCUUUGUUGGGAAAAAAAAAACUAAAAAUGCCAAAACUAAUGUUUUAUUGAAGGUGGUAUGAGCACACAGUAAAUGAUUGUGUUAGAAAGUAAGUGCAACCAUUAGGUCACAGUUUGAGGUCAACAUUUUAUUUUAUUUUUUUGUCACAUUUCUUCUCUUUUUUAAAAAAAAAAUAACAGCAAAAAUAAAAAGAGUAAAAUCCUAUUAAUAAGCUAACUGUAAGUUACCUUAUCAUAUACAGUUAACAUUUAGGAAUUUUACAUUUAUGUUUGCAUUGUAUUUAAUGUUUUCCCACAAUUUAUACAAGUUUUUUAAUUUUUGUUUAUUUCAUUAUUAUACAGUAAUAAAAUAAAUUCAUAUUUUGUUCUUAAUGAGACUGACAUGACAUACAGACCAAAUUUGCAGCUUUCAUUUACAUUAUAAAACUGUUUACAAUAACGCAUCCUUUAAUAUAGACCAUCCACUAGAGGGGGGAAAACGUUCAGAAACGUUCAGAAUUAAGCUCACAAAAAACUGUAAAAUUGACACCAGUGUACCAUGCAAUGUACAUAACAAGAUUAUCUGUACAACAGGCAAGAUCAGGGUUAAUGGCAACAUGUUCCAUCAACAGUAAAAUAACCAAAAACAAAAGUCAGUGAAAAGAAACCUAUUGUUGUGUUACUUUCCACAAGUAAAUGACAUGCAGUGUUCAUUUCAAACAUUUUCCAGUUUUAAAGGCUCAUAAAAGC
Molecule: messenger RNA, 3727 nt
Organism: Onychostoma macrolepis
Lineage: Eukaryota; Metazoa; Chordata; Actinopteri; Cypriniformes; Cyprinidae
Product: SLAM family member 5-like
Exons: 4
Coding region: 1682-2470 (262 amino acids)
Source: RefSeq, a predicted model, not a curated record